CAGUCGUUUGCGCGCGUCGUCCGCGAUAGCUUGUGUAUGUGUUACCGCUCUCCGCGCGCUGUGUCUGUGUUUACAAGUGUUGUUUUUGGUUAUAACCGAAUAUAAUAACAAGUGAACGGUGCUUGUGGCAUAGUGAUAACAUUAUUCGGUCUCAACAUUGCGACAGUUGAUAAACGAUAGUGGUACGCGUGGAGCAGACUAACACGGCAGGCGCCGAGCUCAGCUCUGGUCAUGCGGAGCGGGCCGGGCCGGCUCGGCGCGGCGUGAUGCGGCGCGCGUGCGGCUGGGUCGCGUGGCCGGCGGUGGCGUGUGCGCUGCUGCUGGCUUGCGACCAUGCGGGGGCUGUGGACAUGCUGGCCCCUGGCAUAUGCCCAUCGAUGGAUAUCAGAAACAAUCCAGACGCGAUGGAAAAACUAGCAGCAUGUCGGGUGAUCGAAGGUCACCUCAGCAUCGUCCUGAUGGAGCGCGCCACGUCCGCCUCCUUCCAGAACGUCAGUUUCCCGAAACUUCGGGAGGUUACCGGCUACAUAUUAAUAUAUAGAUUAAAAGGUGUGCGUAACCUCGGUGACCUGUUCCCGAACCUUUCUGUGAUACGAGGCAUGCAGUUAUUCAAGGAUUUCGCUCUAGUUAUAUUCGAUAAUGGCCUUGAGUCCUUAGGACUUCGCUCUCUUACGAGGAUAGAGAGAGGCGCCGUCCGCAUUCAGAACAACGAUCGUCUAUGCUAUGCCAACACCAUAGACUGGACCCAGAUCAACGAGGAAGCCGGCAAUAAUAUAAUCAGGUCAAACUACGACACGCGUCUGUGCGGUCUGUGUCCGAACGCGCAAAGCCGGAUGACAGACCAUAAGCAGGGCCAGUUUCAGUGCCCAUCAGAUUUCAUGGGUCGUUUGAUGUGCUGGGACGACAAACACUGUCAGAAAAAAGAUUGUCCAUCAAAAUGCGGCGAGCGUCCCUGCAUGUCGGACGGCAGGUGUUGUCACCACACGUGUCUCGGCGGAUGCGACGGGCCCUCUCCCAGCGACUGCCAUGUCUGCGCCAACUUCUCUCUCGGCUACGACGACAAACGCACCUGUGUUGAUCGUUGUCCAGCAAAUACUUACGAGUUAUCGAGGCGCUGUGUGACGGAGCACGAGUGUCGCUCCACGCCUCCACCGCAGAACGACGUGGUGGACGCGGCUCAGCGUGCACCCACCAUACGGGCGUACAAGCUGCUCUUCAACCGCUCCUGUGUUUACUUCUGUCCCAACGGAUAUAUGGAGGUUGGCGACAAACACAACUCCACAUGUCAACGGUGCCCCAAUAGUGGUUGCAAGCUCGAUUGUUCGGGUGGCAAGAUAGACUCUAUCACAUCUGCUGAACUGUUCCGGGGCUGCACUCACGUCAAAGGCACGUUAGAUAUAUCUCUUCGAACCGGGGGUGGUAACACGAUGACCGUGAUGGAGCAGGCGCUGGGCGAGAUCCGCGAGAUCUCAGGCAGUUUGCGCGUGGUGCGAUCGUACCCACUCGUGUCACUAAUGUUCCUGCGCAACCUUCACACCAUCGGCGGCCGGGAAAACGACAAUAAAGGGCAGAGCCUAUACAUAUUCAACAAUCCAAACCUGGAGCUGCUAUGGAACUGGUCCAAUCACGGCAACAUAAUAGUCGAGAAAGGCAAACUGUUCGUACAUUUCAACCCGAAGCUGUGCUACAAGAAUAUAGAGGAGCUCAAAAACAUGACCCGCGAUCCGAUCUCCACUUUCAGCGAGAACGAAGUGUCGCGCGACAACAAUGGAGACCAGGCUUCUUGUUACGAGGAGAUGUUGCACUUGAAGGUGCACGAGCUACGCCAGGAAGUCGCCAUUCUCACGUGGAACAUGUACUGCAUCGACGACAUGCGCAAGUUGCUCGGCUUCUCCAUAUACUUCGUUGCCGCCGACCACAACGUAACUCUGUACGGCCAGCGUGACGCUUGCUCUGACACAUGGAAUGUUCGGGACCAAACGAUCGAAGAAGUGCUCAACAAAACCGUAACCAACCCGCCGCCUACAAAGACUAAGGAUAAGAAGGUGUUACUAGAGAGCUCAUGCAGUGAUGUUCAGCCGCUGUUCUACGCGCUCACGAAGCUCACGCCCUUCACACGCUAUGCUGCAUACGUCAAGACCUACACCACACAGCAGGACAAGCGCGGCGCGCAGAGUCCCAUUAUAUACUUCAAGACUCUGCCCGGAUCGCCCAGUCCGCCAAUAGGCUUAACCGUGGACGUGUUGAAGCAAAACUCUGCAACCAUCAAAUGGCAGGCGCCUACGAUGUCCAACGGCACCAUCGCCUUCUAUCACGUCGAAGUGCAAGCCAAUCACUACAAUCGCCCCAAAAUUCUCGCACUCAACGUCGAUUACUGCACCAAUCCGAACGCCCUAGUGAACCUGAUCGCGGUGCGUGGGGAAGAGGGUACGGGCACUGAGAAGAAGGAUCAAAACCUGACUGGCGACGUGAAGGGGGACACGUGCAUGUGUCGCGAUGACACGCGACCGACCACACGCUUUAGCUCCGUCGCCGAGGAAGAGCGCAUCGAGAGCAUCGACUUUGAAAAUGCAGUGCAAAAUCUGGUGUACGUGAAGAAGCCCGCGAACGAAUCUUCUUCUAAUGAGUCCUCCGCAAGCCGAAUUCGUCGCUCCAUCGACGUCAGCGUCAACAGCAUGCUCGUCAUUCUCAGUUCCGCCCACGUACCUUUCUUCGGCAGCAACUACACCAACGUCACCGACGGAAAGUACGUAAAGAGUUUGUACUACGACUUGGAGGGGGGCGCGCGGUCGCUCACGGUGGAGAAUAUGCGGCACUUCACAUGGUACACUGUCAACGUGUGGGCGUGUCGCGAGAAGCACGAGAACGAGACCCAGGGCGACUACGAGAUGUCGUUUUGCUCGCCGCGCGCUCAUUACACCUUCCGUACGAUGGAAAAACUAAAUGCUGACGUCGUAAAGAACCUCAACGUUGCAGUUUUAAACAAAACCCAGCCCGAAGUGAAUGUGACGUGGCUACCUCCGGAGGACCCGAAUGGCUUCGUUGUAGCGUACAGUGUUCGCAGCUCUCGCGUCGACGAUAGCAGUCAGGAGUUGGGUCUAGCGAGCUGCAUCACGGCGGAUGACUACGAGGCGUUGGGGCGAGGGGUGUCGGUGCGCAACCUAGCGCCCGGCAACUAUUCUGUGCGUGUCAUACCGCUAACCCUCAGCGGCGCGGGCAACGUGUCCGCUGAUCGUUACGUCUUCAUACCGGAGCGCACGGCGGAGUUAAGCUACGAGUGGGUAUGGGGCGUGGUCGGCGGCUGCGCGGCGCUGUUGGCAAUCAUCGCCGGCGGGAUAUGGUACGCGCGGCGUGCCUUGCUUCCCCUGGCGGAGACCAACAAGCUGUUUGCCACCGUCAACCCCGAGUACGUCUCCACCGUGUACGUGCCCGACGAGUGGGAGGUGCCGCGAGGUCACAUCGAGUUUAUACGGGAGCUCGGACAAGGCUCUUUUGGCAUGGUAUAUGAAGGUCUUGCUAAGAAUAUUGUCAAAGGCAAACCGGAAACUCGAUGCGCUGUGAAAACUGUCAAUGAGCAUGCCACUGACAGGGAGCGCAUCGAGUUCUUGAACGAGGCGUCGGUAAUGAAGGCGUUCGAUACGUUCCACGUGGUGCGGCUGUUGGGCGUGGUGUCGCAGGGACAGCCCACACUAGUGGUAAUGGAGCUGAUGGAGUGCGGUGACCUAAAGACGUACUUGCGCUCGCACCGUCCCGACUCGGAGUCGUCGCUGCCCAAGAAAGGGACAGCUAAUGUGCCGCCCACGCUGCAAAGUAUACUGCAGAUGGCUAUAGAAAUAGCGGACGGCAUGGCCUACUUAUCGGCCAAGAAGUUCGUGCACCGCGAUUUAGCGGCACGAAACUGUAUGGUGGCCGGAGACCUCACCGUGAAGGUGGGCGACUUCGGCAUGACCAGAGACAUUUAUGAGACUGAUUACUAUAGGAAGGGCACCAAGGGCCUACUGCCCGUCCGGUGGAUGAGCCCUGAAAGCUUAAAAGAUGGGGUGUUUUCAAGUAACACCGACGUGUGGAGCUAUGGGGUUGUAUUAUGGGAGAUGGCCACGCUCGCUAUGCAGCCAUAUCAGGGGUUGUCGAACGAGCAGGUAGUUCGGUACGUGGUUGAGGGCGGUGUUAUGGAGCGACCAGAACACUGCCCCGACCGCCUCUACGAGCUGAUGCGUGCGUGUUGGGCCCACCGACCCAACCAGAGGCCGUCCUUCCUCCAACUCGUGGCUGACCUGGCGCCCGCCGCGCAGCCGUACUUCCGACACCGCUCCUUCUUCCACACGCUGCAAGGCCAAGAGAUAUACGCGUUGCAGCGCACCGCCAUGGUGGAGGAGGAGAGUGAGUCCGCGGAGGUGAACGUGGGCGCGGUGGCGACGGGCUCGGGCUCCAACCUGUUCGGCGUGUCCGGGCGGCUGGCGUCGUGGGUGCGAGAGCUGUCGUCGCUGCGCUCGCGCGCCGACGACGACGCGGCCGCCGAGCCGCUGGCGCCGCCCGAGCCGCGCGCCAUCCCGCUCAAGGCGCGCGCGGCGGGCCCCAACGGCGUGCUGCGCGAGCAGACGUGCUAGCCCCCGCGCCCCCCGCACCGAUAUCUACCUCAGGCCGCGGCGCCGCCCGGCUCUUCGAAUCCUAGGAGUAAGCGUAGCUAGUGAAUCGUUCGCAGCGUCGUUUUAUUUAUUACCGCCGUCCGCCGUGACCCGGCGGCCUCUGCAUUUAUCAGGUCGAGCGCCGCGCGGGUCCCGCCGGGACCGAAGAGCGGAGUGAAUCCUAUAUAGUUUACCUCAGUAAAAUAGUUGUAUCGAUGUCAUUUGUGACGCAGCCUAUUAUCGUUAAGUUUACCGUGUAAGCUGUAAAGUGUGUAUAGUACCUAACCGUGACGUAGUGAGGUCGUGUACAAAUUACUUUAGUUCGUUACUUUAUAUUUGACCUUCGAGAGCUCCCGUUCCGGAUGGAAGCGAAUGUCCGAGCGAGUGUCGAAUUUGUAGUUUAGCUUAAGUUUUUGUUAUUGUUGUAAGCGCUUUUUUUGAAAGCGCAUCGCUUACCGCGAUGCAGGUUUGCCACUCGUCGCGUCUGUUGAUAAUACUCAAAGUUCGAUCGGCGUAUCGUUUUCGUUUGUCGUUUCUAUUUUAUAAUGAGGAAAUAAUUUUCAUAGAUCGGAUUUAACCACCAAAGACUUGAUACAAAUCAAAACGCUAAAUUAAGAUUUUAUUAUUAUAUUGUAUUUAGAUACGUUAUUAUUUUGUACAUGUAGCGCUCUUUGCGUCGAAGGCGUCCCUUCGAGUACAUAAGACGAAACUGAAAUCGAUGUGUUCCGUAUCAAUUACAAUGCAAUAGAUAUUCUGCCAUUGUUGUUACAUAGUCGUUAUAUAUGAUAAUUUUACAAUUAAUGCGUAGCGUGAAUUACCUAUACUCUGUAGCCAAAGUCUAGCUGACACGCUAGACCUUUAUACAUAUAACUGACAAGUGGACUCGCGUAGAGCUACGAUCGAUCAGUUGACUAAAUAACUUAUUAUCCCAGUGGACGGCGACGACGGCCACCGGACGUCGCAGUCGUACGCGUCGAGUAACGGGGAGCAUGUAUUGAUGCUUUUACAGUAAUUCAUUAGAUUAACGAGUUAUAUUCGAAAGUUUUAAGAAAAAUUUAAAAUAGUUAAAGAUUUUAAUAGCAUUCUUUAUUAUGUAAAAUAUACGCUAGACGCACUAUAUGUUACAGUAUGAAAUAGUGAGCUAUUUGUACAAUAGUUGUAUAUCCAACCAAAGUUAGACUCCAUUAUACAACAAUCCUGGACAUUGGACCGCGUUCCGCGCGGGCGGGGGCCAAUGUGAUAAUGAUAACUUUACGAUAAUGUGGUUUAAGGGUAUAAACGAGUGCCUUCAGAAAUCCAGCCUUCAUUGGAACGCAGGAUUGUUGAUUGAAAGAGGAACAUGACACGAAUACACGAAUGUUGGUUUUUUAUUUUUUAAUUUGUGAGGUGGAGCGUUGCAUUAGCUACAUUUAUUAAUUAAAUUUUAACAUAAUUAUAUAAUAAUUUACCUUUAUUACUGACAUUUUUAUUUACAAACUGAUAAAAUGGUAUAUGUAUAUACAAACCGUUCCUAUUAUAAAGACUAAGAUAAUAAAAACAAAUGCAGGUACCACAAGUUGUUGGUUGAAGUGACUUACAGCCGAUCUAAAGAAGUUAUCAUAUUGAUGCAUUCCUUACAUUUCCCAUACUCCCUUAAUUACAUACUUACUACAACUUCGCAGGGAAAUCCCCAUUACAUCUGAUCACAUACGGAAGUUUCACCAAACAGACCAUUGUUAAACUGGUUGUGCCCAGAGUGUCUAGAGUAUUGUCACUAGAUGGCGCUUUUGCAAUUCUAUACAAAAAGUACAAAAAGUAGUACUUCUACGUGAUAAAAUAGGCACUUUGUCUCCGUAUGAGUUUCUCCGUUUCCGCUUCCGUCACUUUCACACAAAGUGACGGAUUUCCUAAACAAUACUAUGUAUGUAUCAUUAGUUUACAUGAAACUAGCACUGAUGCUACAGGACCCCAUUUUAACGUCGCAAACUGUAGUUACUGAGUUUAACGAUUGAAAAUCAGGGCCCUGAUUGGUGGAGCCUUUCCCUGUGUCAUGUUUGCGAAUUUGAGUGUUGCACAAAUUAAAUAGCAGUUCGGGCAAUUUUAACGACGCAAUGAUGCACUUAUCUUAUUAUUACUUUGUUACAAAAACUUUUGUUUUUAAUGUAACAAAAUUUGAUUUUAAUAAAUACAAACUGUACCGAUUGCCAAUAAACCAAAUGAUCAAUUAUUUAUUAAUAACGCGUUGUAAAAAAAAAAAAAAAAAUAUUAAAGACGAAAAAAUAUAGGAAGUUGUAAACUUAACUUUGCCUCGGAUUAUCUUAUAAUUAACAAGCUAUUGUGACGUGAGACCUCUUUCUGACGUUUCGAGACGUUUUUCUUUAACUAAGGACAGCUAAAGUAGUUAAUAUAAAUAACAGAUACGAGAAUGGGCUUAGUGGUGUGGACUUUUUAGAUGAAUUUGCUAGUACUCGUAUGUUAUUUAUACAACGUAUUAUAAAUCGCGUCUGAUAUUUGGAUUUGAUCCACGCAAUUUAAACUUAAUUAAAAAUAUUGUAUAUAACUACUGAUUACGUACGCAUUGUUAAUAAAUUGUUAACAAUUAAAAUUACACAUGUUCUGCAACAUUUCUAAUUGUAUAUUUGAAAUGGUCUCAAGGCGCGUUGCAUUUAAUCUUCAACUUUCUUUUCCAGUGAAUUAACCAGUUUUUGUAAUAAAAAAUGAGAAAAUCGAAACUAAGAUAUUGCAAAGUGCCUUUAGAUUCAAUACAAAAAUAAAUAUUACAGAUCACCAUGAGUAGUUCCUAUUUUUUCAAUUUAGCAUGAAGUCGUCGAACAAAAUGGGUCAAUUUUUCUCCUUAUGUUAAAUAGAAAUAUAAACGAACUUUUCAUCUGAUCUGAGCUCACUUGAAAAUUACGUCAUUGUACAAAAUGAGAUUUUAAUUUGGUCUCAAUACCAAUAAUUAUCAAUCGGCCAGUUUGAUAAUAAUAAUUGUUGCACGGUGUAGUAUAUAUAUUUUCUGUAUAAAAUUGAGAACCGUUAUAAAAAAGUUAUAAAAGACUCAUUUUGUUGGAUGACGUCACGUACAACCGGUAAAAAUAUGAACUACCUGUGUUAACUAAGUUAUCUGUAAGACGCCACUCCCACGAGCUUUUUUCACGGUUUAUUUGACCAGAUUACGUAAAGACCGUUUAAUUUGAUUGUAGGGAUGGCUCAAAAAAAGAGGGGGCUGAUCGGGAUUAUUUUAAUGCAACAAACUAAAAGUUCGUUUCCAAAUCGUUUCCAAGUUCGAAAAGUUUUUCAUGGAUCGUUAUUUAUUAAUCGUUAAUAGUCAUGGUUCGUUUUUAAAAACUUUGUAUUAUGUUAAAAUGGCAGCUGGUUUCAUAACAGUUCUAAGGAAAGUAUUUGCAAAGCUUUCCCUGAUUAGAACAUUAAAUUCGACAAUCAAUGUGUAUUAGCAAUCAAUUUUUUAGAUGGGUUGCCUGGCAGACUUCGCUACAAAGCGAUAAGGCCGCCUGUAUUCUAUUUCUUUCUUUAUGUUUCUAUUUUCUUGUAUAUAUCCUUUUUAUUUUAAGUGGUGCACAAAUAAAGUGUAAUAAUAAUAAGCAAAUUUAGUAACAAAACGCUUUAUUUAUUGUCCUACGCCAGAAAUGGGUCAACUAAUUCAAAAUCUUAGGAAGCCCUGAUUGAAUUUAUUACUGUAGGUAAGGCAGUAUAGAAUCUUUAAAUUUAAUCUGCCACUAAAAGUUUUUGGAUCAGAAUGAUUAUUGAAUUCGGACGUUAAUAGACGAUCCAAAUGGUAAAGCAACUAUGCACCCCAAACACAAUACCAAUUAGGUUUAAAGCCGUCAAAUGAUUAUGCUUUUUUUAUAAAUUCGUGUGUGUACAAUAACAUUCAUGAAUAUAUUUUAGACCAGUAUUAGUUUUGAUUCGUAUAGGAACGUUAGCCUUCCCGAUCAGUAACUACCUUAAUGCGAACUAACUUGGCUGGAGUGUCGUGCGUUAAAAAAUGACUUUAAUGUAACAGCGGUUGAAACCGCAUUUCGAGCCAAGACACUCCACCGUCGCUCUUUCAUACACAUAACUUAAUAGUUUAAAUUUUCCGACGUUACUAAAGACGUAAAAGAGUAACUAUUAUUAAGGGCAGCUAAGUGAGAUGCGAGCGCGUUUGCGUGGAGUGGCUGCGGCGAAGUUUCGCACAACGUUGCCUCGAACAGCGUUCCUUGCGGGGCUUAAUUCGUCUGUUCAUUACUUGCAUAUCAGGGCAUACUAGCUUAGGCGUUGCGCAAACGUUGACAGCUUUGGUGUCACACUAGACACACAUAAGACAUAAUGAAAAUCGUGUUUAAUAUGUCCGUAUUCUCAGUGACUAUUCUAUAGCGUAAGCGUUAACUACGAUUGUAUGGAAUUAAAAGAGCGUUAUAAUUCUUGACAAUGGAUAGCGCUGCUUCAAUUACAUACAAAUCCUUGUUAACUGUAAUACGAUCAAAUAUGUAGAAAAUCUCAGACUAAGCACUCUGGAUUUAGACAGAAUCGCAGAUUGUUUUGACUGCAUCGAUCAAUUUAGUAGAUGGUUGUGUGGAGCACCAAAUUUGUUCGCACACAAUUUAUGUGAAAAAUUGCCCCGUUGGACUUCGUAAUUAGCUUGUUUACAAGAAUUUAGUAUCGGACCAAAAGUUGAUAUUGAUUAGAUAUUGAGUAUUUGUCAAGUAUUUUCUGUUUCAGGAUUAUAAUCGUAAUUUUUAGGACGUCACGCAUCAGCGCAAUGACAUGCGUUGACGUUUUAAAACUGCUUAAGCGAUAGAAGUAAUUCCAACGUAAAAACGGUGUAAAACCGAAAUCCCUAUGUUGAAUGUGCCCAGUGGUACAUUAAUACCUUGAGGAUGAUACAAACUUUUAUCCCGAGUCACUUCAAACCCGCGUACUUACCAAAGUGUCAACGUUUGGGCAGCACCUCUGCCAUGACAUUCAAUUCGUAUGAAUUUGUGACGUCAAAUAUAACUGUUCUUCUUUAAAUAGAAAGAGUUUUACGUCACAACAUGUCGUUAUAUUAAUGUCAUAGAGUAUCAAGUCCCAGGUAGCGAGCAUUUUCAGAUAUCAUGUAAAUGGGAAAAAAUAUUUGGUUUUAGCAAAUGUUACAAACAGAGAAUGACUUUAGUUCAUUUCCAUUCCAUUUAUUUGCAACAAUAUGGCUAAACAAGGUGGUAUGGUGAAUUAGAAUCGCAAUCAAUCAUGACGAUGGUUGUACCAUGUUACGGUAGCCCACACCGAAUUUAAUGUUUAUUACUGUGAAUUAUUGUAAAUAUUAAAAUGUAGAUAAUGAAAUAAAAAAUUAUUUAUUGACUAGGCGAAAAGUUAUUUCAUAAAAUUCAGAGCUUGGCUCUAAUGUUCUGUGUAAUUGGUGUUAUAACUAUGCGCAAAAGUGUAUUCUGACGUCAAUUUUGAGAAUACUCCACUACGAGCAUUGUCAUUGACGUCAGGAAUUGCUGUGACUAGUGUGGUACUAUUUGAAAGCCAUAGAGAAUUCAGUGCCCAGUGCUAAAUACUGAACUUUCACUAUGAGAGUCCCACGCUAUCAAUUUAAGUCGUUUUCGGCUAUCGAAACAAAAAUAUCGAAGGAAAAUGGACCUUUAGGUUGUUUGUUUUAAAGUCCUAUAUGCUGAACAGUUGUUUUAUUAUUUUACAAACGUUUCGUUAGGAUAGAAUAGAAGAGUGAACAAACUUAAGGUUUAAAUCAAGGUGAAUUAGAUCCAUUUUACUCUGAAGUUACAGUAUUUCGAUACUCGACAACGACUGUUGCUGCAAGCGAGCGUGCUCAUAUCAUACUUAGAGUACUGAUUAUAGUCUGAUAGAAUAUAGUCCUGCCGCAAAUGCUCGUGCGUAGCUAAAUCUUGACAAGCUCUUGUUUUUAUCAGUAUUUCUUAUUAUUAUGAUUUCCACCUGAUUAAGGCACUUUACCUCAUUUUAGUGAUUAUAUUAUUCGUAAAAUUGUGGACUGAUAAGAUAAUUUCCAAUCGAUGUGUUCCUCGUGUGAUUUGUGUGCGUGUUGUUGUAUAUAUAAUGUAGUGUCGGGGUGGCGUUGUGCUAUAUGCUCAGUUUAGAUACAAAUUCACCAAACUAUUAAGAUAGUGGUGUUUAUUCGGUUGUAUACAAAUUCCUAAACUGCGGCCAAUAGAAAGCGUUAAUUAAUGUGAUUUAUUUGCGUCAGAAGGAAAAGAACAGAUAGUAAGUAUAUGUAUCCUUUUCUCUCGCACGCAAAUCAAGUCGAAAGUUUGUUAACAUUAAUUAUUGAUUUUUAUUGACCAUUGUUAAUACAGGUCUAUAAGUACAACAAAAAGAAUACCAAUGCUUUGUAAUAGCCUGUCAAUUUAAUUCUGUUCAGAUAUUGUGUACAAUCGAAUGAAACCAAGUGUAUAAUUUUUAUAUUUAAUUUAAUGAAAACCGAGUACCUAUUAUUAUUAAUAAUUUUAAUAUUUAUAUUAUUAAAAAAGUUACAAGAAUUAGCAAAAAAUAGUUUUGAAUAUCGAUGUAUCCUAAAAAUAACCCUUGUUUAAAUAUAUUUUAUACCAAGUUAAU
Messenger RNA from Pararge aegeria (speckled wood butterfly), 11177 nucleotides. RefSeq names its product insulin receptor-like (gene InR). Gene Ontology annotation, cellular component: axon; membrane; insulin receptor complex. Gene Ontology annotation, biological process: positive regulation of MAPK cascade; positive regulation of kinase activity; positive regulation of phosphatidylinositol 3-kinase/protein kinase B signal transduction. NCBI's taxonomy places the organism in Eukaryota, Metazoa, Arthropoda, Insecta, Lepidoptera, Nymphalidae. Bases 267 to 4607 code for a protein of 1446 amino acids. The transcript has 26 exons. Gene Ontology annotation, molecular function: ATP binding; insulin receptor substrate binding; insulin receptor activity. The record is from RefSeq and is a predicted model, not a curated record.